Messenger RNA from Chelonia mydas (Green sea turtle), 4243 nucleotides. It is a transcript of the gene DLD, whose product is annotated as dihydrolipoamide dehydrogenase. Gene Ontology annotation, molecular function: dihydrolipoyl dehydrogenase (NADH) activity; flavin adenine dinucleotide binding. The coding region runs from base 209 to 1735 and encodes 508 amino acids. Gene Ontology annotation, cellular component: mitochondrion; oxoglutarate dehydrogenase complex. NCBI's taxonomy places the organism in Eukaryota, Metazoa, Chordata, Testudines, Cheloniidae. The record is from RefSeq and is a predicted model, not a curated record. The transcript has 14 exons.
GGCUUGCCAACGAGCUGCGCCAGCAGGCCGCCUCCGCCAGGGGGGAGUGGUGCGCCCUUGAGCGGCGCUCAUGCGACGCCACUCUGUCACAGCGUCGUCGCCCCCUCGUCGGGCCUAGUGCGCCUGCGCGAGUCCGCGGAGACCUUGGAGGCGCGGCUGCCAGGGACGAGGCGCUCGGACGCGAGGUUACAGCUGAGGCGGCCGGAAAAUGCAGAGCUGGAGCCGGGUCUGCUGCGCGCUCGCCCAGAGAAGCCAUUUUAGUCGAAUCCAUCAUGGCCUACAGGGGAUUUGUGCAGUGUCGCUGAGGAGCUAUACUGAUCUAGCUGAUGCUGACAUCACAGUUAUUGGUUCUGGGCCUGGAGGAUAUGUUGCUGCUAUCAAAGCAGCUCAACUUGGCUUUAAGACUGUUUGUGUGGAGAAAAAUGAAACGUUGGGUGGAACCUGUUUGAAUGUUGGCUGCAUUCCUUCCAAGGCUUUGCUGAACAACUCACAUCUGUAUCAUUUGGCCCAUGGAAAGGAUUUUGCUAGUAGAGGAAUUGAAAUUACAGGAAUCCACUUGAAUUUAGAGAAGAUGAUGGAGCAGAAAAGUGGUGCAGUGAAGUCCUUGACAGGUGGAAUUGCCCAUUUGUUUAAACAGAACAAGGUCAUACAUGUGCCUGGAUUUGGAAAAAUAACUGGCAAAAACCAAGUCACAGUAUCCAAAGAGGAUGGUAGCACUCAGGUUAUCAAUACAAAGAAUAUUCUCAUAGCCACAGGUUCAGAAGUUGCUCCCUUCCCUGGAAUUACGAUUGAUGAAGACACAAUUGUAUCAUCAACUGGUGCACUAUCCCUGAAACAAGUCCCUGAAAAGAUGGUUGUAAUUGGUGCAGGAGUCAUUGGUGUGGAAUUGGGUUCAGUUUGGCAGCGUCUUGGUGCAGAUGUGACAGCUGUUGAGUUCUUGGGCCAUGUUGGUGGAAUGGGUAUUGAUAUGGAGAUCUCUAAAAACUUUCAGCGUAUCCUUCAGAAACAAGGACUCAAAUUUAAACUAAAUACCAAGGUUACUGGUGCCACCAAGAGGCCAGAUGGAAAGAUUGAUGUUUCUAUUGAAGCAGCUGCUGGUGGAAAGACAGAAGUAAUCACCUGUGAUGUAUUACUUGUUUGCAUUGGUCGACGUCCUUUUACUCAGAACCUAGGGCUGGAAGAUAUUGGAAUUGAACUUGAUAACAAGGGUAGAAUCCCAAUCAAUACCAGAUUCCAAACCAAAAUUCCAAACAUCUAUGCUAUUGGUGAUGUAGUUGCUGGGCCAAUGUUGGCUCACAAAGCUGAGGAUGAAGGCAUUAUCUGCGCUGAGGGGAUAGCUGGAGGUGCAGUUCACAUUGACUAUAACUGUGUGCCCUCAGUGAUUUACACACACCCUGAAGUUGCCUGGGUUGGCAAAUCAGAGGAACAGUUGAAAGAGGAGGGGACAGAAUACAAAAUUGGAAAGUUCCCAUUUGCUGCUAACAGCAGAGCUAAGACUAAUGCUGACACAGAUGGCUUGGUGAAGAUACUUAGUCAGAAAACAACAGACAGGAUGCUGGGUGCUCACAUUCUAGGCGCAGGUGCUGGGGAGAUGGUUAAUGAAGCUGCUCUUGCUAUGGAAUAUGGAGCAUCAUGUGAAGAUGUAGCCAGAGUUUGCCAUGCCCAUCCAACUGUGUCGGAAGCCUUCAGGGAAGCAAACCUAGCAGCAUCUUUCGGCAAAGCUAUCAACUUCUAAAAUGCAAGCACAAUCAUUUGUACAUAUAUAGCACAUUUCUUCUGACAAGGGACUGUUGGCUUUUGCAGAAGACUGAGUCUUUGGGUAUUUCUAGAACUGAAUUAAAUGAAUUUCUUUUGUUUAAACAUCAAAUAUUUAAACACAUAGGGUUUGGAACAAGUGGAAUUAUCCAGUUGCUGUAUAUUAAUACACUUAGAAACUUGUUUGUGCAUCAUGGAGUGUUUCAGAAAACAAGCUUAAGAGACAAUAAUUUAAAAAAAACCCAGAACACAUUUCACUGUUGCACAGCAUACCCAGGAACACUGGCCCAAACUCUUGGCUAAUACUGUCCUGCGUAUCUGGUAUGUUCUUAUUUGAAAUACUGAUAUUCCAGUGGAAUGCUGGCACUUAAAAAUGCCAUGGUCACCUCUGCACAAAGAUGUUGUGACAUUCUUUUAUGUGAAAUCUUUCACUGUAUAUUAAUAAUUUUUUUUCUGAAAUGCAGAAGCCAAACCUUUUGGUUACUUUGAUCAAGUAGAGUUGGGAUUUCUUGGAUGAGGCUAUUUACUGUAGGUGAAUUGAAGCUUAUCUUUAUUUGUAGAAAGCUAGGCUGGCAGUGUUUGUACUCUUUAUCUCCAUGCAUCAUGUUUUCAUAUUGAAAACAUGUCCGUAAAAUUCUACUUUAACUUGCAAAAAAAAAAAUCAAGCGUUUAUGGAGAAAUGAAAAUUCAAUGGAGGAAGAUUAACUGAAUGUUAUUGCCGCAUAAUCGUAUCAGUUUUCUCAUUUCUAAGGAAUUUUCAUCAUUCAGAGAUGGUUAAAAUUAUCCUGAAGUGCUUUAAAAACAUAAGUUUGUGGAAGGCUAAGAAACAUUAGAUGUAAGUGCAAUGGCAUCCUGGACAAAGAUGGGGUUAGGCACCUCUCUGCUCUUUCCAAACAUUCUGGCUGCAGUGGUGCCAUGUCAGUUCCCUAGCAGAUUCUAGAGUUUUUUUUUUCCCUCCUUUUCAUUUCUGUUUUGUCUGUUCUCUCCUCUGCUGCUUAGUAUCUGUUUUCCUGCAGCAAGAAUGUUUCAUACUUGAAACUUCAAGUUUCGUACUUCAUGCUUUCAUGCGUAAAUGCUUCUACUUUGGCUGUUUGUAGGUGACUUUAUAGAGAGCUUGACAUAGAAGGGUUAGUUUCCUUUAUUAAGCUCUUGAGUUCCUCUUUGCAGUUAACUCCAUGGACUCCUUAUCGUGGUUCCCUCAGCUCGUCUGCACUGAGGAUUUUCUGAAAAUCUCCAACCAUUGCUCAAGCACAGGCUCUGCUUGACUGGCUGCUGGUGUUUUUACCACCAGGUCAUCAGAAUUGGUCUGGAGCUGCACAAUGUUGGAGAAAUGGUGGGAGAAUUUCUGGAAACCCAUGUAAUGCCACGUGCCUGUCUACGCCUGAAACCAGCCAAGCUCUUAUGUGCAGGGGAUAGAUAAUUGCUGGGUAUGAAUGAAUGAAAUGCUCAAAUGGAUAAGACAGUUAACACAGUGAUUUUGUGUGAGGGGAAACUCCCCAAGUGUAGCAACUUGUUUGUUUUCCUUGUGGGCUUCAUUCCUUCAUUUACUGGGCUCUUUGUUUUGUCCUGAUCCCCAAAGCAUAAAUUUGAUAGGUCUUUGUGUCAGAUGCAGUCAUUGUUUCUAAACCCUAAUGGGAGGGAACAUGCUCAGUUGCUGCUUUAAAAAAAAAAAAAAAGUUGCCAUAGAGCUGCUCAACUUUGUGUUUGCACGAUGAGAUUUUUGGUAGCUGUGUCCUCCAGCUGUUUUUUAUAGCUGUUGAUCUCGGUAUUGAUCUGUUCUGUAUGUUGAAUAAUGGAAAUAUGAUCAGCAUUUGGCUACUCAAUAUUUUUAGGAAACUAAAUAGGAAAACUCUGAAAUUAAUAUGCUUUUCUGUCUCUUCUGACCUGUCUUCAGUAUGUGCAGAGGUGGAUUGAGGCCAGGACCCUGCUGAGCCUGUCUCAGUGUUCUGAGCUGGCUGAAUGCACCCAUGAGUUGAUGAGAAAGCCAGAAUAUACGUGGGUUUACAUGGAGGUGAUAGCAAGGAGUCCCUGAGGGAAGCAAAGAUGAAGUGUGUUUUGUGAAACUGGGGGGAGGAAGAUCUGGGACACCUGGAAUGGGGGCGGGAGGUGAGGGAGAAGCCUUACAUUUUAGUGGAUCCAGGACACAUUUACUUCUAAUCCACCUCUGCCUUUUGGAUAAAUGCUUUGGGGUUGUCCCCUGGCAUAUUGCAAGCUUUCUAUAUGUCCCUUCUACAGAAUGCCUGCUCUCUACUUACUUGAGCUGGCCAAAACAAUGGGGAACUUUUUCACAAAAAUCUUGUGAAAAACUCGUGUUUGUUUUUUAAGGGCUCUGUGCCUGUUUGAACACCAGGGUGAAUUUUUCCAGAAAUUUCACCUUGUUUUUGUCAAAACAGAAAACUUAAGAAAUUGACUAGCUCUACUACUUACUAAUGUGUUCGGAGGUCUGGUUCUUCCAAACCUCUCUAAAUAAAUAAAAUUCAAGCCCUCA